Molecule: messenger RNA, 3490 nt
Organism: Dothidotthia symphoricarpi CBS 119687
Lineage: Eukaryota; Fungi; Ascomycota; Dothideomycetes; Pleosporales; Dothidotthiaceae
Product: ARM repeat-containing protein
Exons: 7
Coding region: 261-3170 (969 amino acids)
Biological process (GO): protein import into nucleus
Cellular component (GO): nuclear membrane; cytoplasm
Molecular function (GO): small GTPase binding
Source: RefSeq, a predicted model, not a curated record
GCUGGCUUGGCGCGCGGGACGGUCUCUGCCUAUGAACCCUGUCUUUGCCUAUGCGACCUCGCCCUCAUCAUCACGGACAAACGUCACAGUCGCGCCUGCCGUUGCUUGCACGUCCACUGCUUGCUCCUGCCUGCGUCCCCUCACUCACCAGUACAUGCACGCCGCAUAAUUAAUCCCCCGCCGCCGGCCCACUCGCAGCAGCAACCGCUUCGUGCUCUCCCCCACCAUCACCCUCGGAAUAUCCCCAGCAGACGCCAGCCAUGGCCGCCAACGGCGCCCAGAACGUCUUCGAGCCCGUCUUGGCCGCGCACCGGACCAUGGCGUCGGCGGCGAACCGCGUCCAGAAAGAACAGGCCCACCAGUUUCUCGAGCAGUUCCAGAAGUCGCAAGAGGCAUGGACGACGACGCUGGCCAUGCUCGAGGCGAGCUCCGUCGACGCGGCAGCCAAGCUGUUCGCGGCCACGACGCUGAAGGGCAAGAUCGUCUACGACCUCCACCAAGUGCCGCGCGCACAGUUUCCAGAGCUGCGGGCGUCCAUCAUGCGGAACCUGGCGACCUUCCACGCGGGGCCCAAGCCCAUCCGAACCAUGCUGUGUGUCUGUCUGGCGAACCUGGCCAUCCAGAUGACAGAGUGGAAGGACGUGCUCCCUGACGUCGUCAACGCGCUUGGAACAGACCCCGCCACGCUGCCCUGCGUCUUGGACUUUCUCCACGUCCUCCCCGAAGAAGUCAUGCAUGGACGAAAGAUCGCUCUCACAGAACACGAGUUGACUAUGAGGACGGCCGAGUUGAUUGAGGAGAAUGCCCAGCAGACCCUUGACCUCCUCAUACGAUACGCGACAUCGUCACCGACCGCCGCACAGAACCCACAGCUGCUCAACUGCAUCACAUCGUGGAUUCGCGAAAUCCCCCUAGACGCCAUCAUAAAUUCUGCCUUGCUCAAGGUCAUCAUCGACGAUCUCUCAGCUGAAGAGCCGUUUGAAGCCGCCGUCGAAUGCUUGAGCGCCCUCAUUGCCGAGACCAGAGACGUAGACGAAACGAUGCCGGCCAUCCUGGCUCUCUACCCUCAGGUCAUUGCCCUGCGACCAAUACUUAUCCAAGCUGCGCAAGAAGAAGACUCGGAGAAGUUCAAGGGCAUCGCCAGGGUAUUUGCUGAGGCUGGAGAGUCGUGGGUCCUCUUGAUUGCGCGACUGCCCACAGAAUUCCGGGCUCUUGUGGAAGCAGUUCUUGAAUCAGCUGCGCUUGACAAGGAGAGGGAUGCCAUAUCCCACAGUUUCAAAUUCUGGUACGACCUCAAGCAGUAUCUCACCAUCGAGAAAUACGCACAAGCUCGGAUCCAGUCAGUGGACGUCUACUCGAAGCUGGUAGACAUCAUGAUCGGCCACCUCGAGUUCCCGAAGCCUGACAGCGGCGAUGAGAAGGAUCUUUUCGAGGGUGAUCGCGAACAGGAAGAGAAGUUCCGAGAGUUCCGUCACCAAAUGGGCGACGUUCUGAAAGAUUGCUGCGAAGUUAUGGGUGUUGUGGAGUGUCUUCAGAAGCCGUACAACCUCAUCCAACAAUGGGUGCAGACGUAUGGAUCGCAAGCUGGACCGAACAAUGUGCCGGAGUGGCAGAAGCUUGAGGCGCCGUUGUUCGCUGUCAGGGCUAUGGGGCGAAUGGUACCUCCAGACGAGAACGUCAUGCUGCCUCGCCUCAUCCCACUCAUAGCAGCCAUUCCGGAUCAUAACAAACUCCGAUUCCAGGCAGUGAUGGCUCUAGGGAGAUACACCGAGUGGACUGCACAACACCCAGACACAUUGCAACCUCAGUUGGAUUUUAUCAUGGCAGCCUUCGACCAUUCGACAAAGGACGUCAUCCGAGCCGCUGCGCUGUCGUUCAAGUUUUUCUGUAACGACUGUGCCAGUUUGCUUGUCAAUUUCAUCGUCCCUCUCCAGCAAUUCUAUGCCAAGCACCUCAACAACCUACCCGUCAGCAGCCAAGAAGAGAUCACAGAAGGUGUGGCGUCGGUGGUGGCCAAGGUGCCUAUCGAUCAGACAUACGCGACGCUCAAGUUGUAUCUUGAUCCUGUCAUGCAGAAUCUGGUUUCUAUCGCAAACCAGGCCAAAGACGAGCCGGAGCAAAAGCUCCUUGCAGACAGGAUCAAUCUCAUCACCAUUUUCAUCGAGAUUGUGAGACCAGAGGUCCCGCCGGGUCAAGAUAAUCCAGCGGUGAAGUACUGCCAAGAGAUAUUCCCUGUGUUUGGGAACCUCAUCACACAUUUCAACAAGAGCAUACCAAUCCUGGAACGCGUGUGCCGAUGCUGGCGGUACAUGGUGCUUUCGUAUCGGACUGCCAUGCGCCCACUUCUGCCAGAACUCGCAACCAAGCUUACACAAGGAUUCGACACUUCCAGACAAGGGUGUUUUCUGUGGGCAACAGCUUCGAUUGUACGCGAAUUCUCUCAAGGGAUGGAGGAAGUCGACCCUAGCCUGGCAAACGAUGUCUUCCAAUUUUAUGAGCAGCAGGCCAAGACUUUCUUGAGAAUUCUCAGCGAUCUACCACCGGAAGAGCUUCCUGACCUCAUUGAGGACUACUUCCGCCUUGCUGCCGACAUGGCAUUGUACUUCCCUACCGAGUCGAUCAUGUCGCCCCUUAUGGACACCAUCCUCCUUGCCGCUUGCAGCUCCCUCACUCUUCUCAAGGAAGAUCCUAUCGUCGCAACACUACACUUCCUCCGCGAUCUCCUCGGCUAUGGCCGCAACUCUUCUCCGUCAUCCAGCUUCGACCACACACGCCACGACGUCCCAGAGCAACUGCGCAACCGCGUCAAGCAGCUAGUCAUGGCUGUAGGCACCCAACUCGUCCAACGCAUCAUGACAGGCAUGAUGUACAGCUUCCCCGAGGGCUGCUUCGCAGAUUCUUCAGGUGUGCUGCUCGACCUCUUCGAGCUCAUGCCCGAACAAGUUGCAGCUUGGGUGGCCAGUACCGUCAGCAUGUUACCACAAGGCAGCAUCACACCUCAAGAAAGCGACCGCUUCCUCAACAACAUCCGCCAACGCAUCCAGACUGGCGACGUGCGCAUGAUUCGAACCAUUCUCCAGGACUUCACGACCAGCUACCGACGCAGGAACGUUGCGCCAAGAGAAGGGCUUGGUAGACUGGAGGCUUCUAGGUUUAGGUUCUCUGGUUAGAGGCUGGAUUUACGAUUGCUGAAGCUAGGGCGGUCAGUGCUGCGAUGGAGAAUAAAAUGCGUGGAAAUGGUGGCGGCUUUGUGUGCGAGGAAGUGUGCGAUAAUUCAAAUUGCAUUCGGCAAUCUUGUCCUCGAAAGGGUUUUGUGGGUCGACUGGGCAUUUGCAUGGAGUGGGUAGGUGACUGCAAGGGAAGGAAUAGGUUAGGAUAGAAUACCACGAGUGGCUAUGAGGCGGGGGGUGGAGGUGAUGGAUGCUUCACUCUUCUUUCUGAUUUGUAUGUAUUGCUUGCGACAAUUCUUUUUUUUCUACAUUGAGAGACA